Myotis lucifugus (little brown bat) is the source of this 757-nucleotide messenger RNA. RefSeq lists its product as uncharacterized. Bases 1 to 507 code for a protein of 168 amino acids. Gene Ontology annotation, cellular component: cytoplasm. The transcript is spliced from 2 exons. The record is from RefSeq and is a predicted model, not a curated record. NCBI's taxonomy places the organism in Eukaryota, Metazoa, Chordata, Mammalia, Chiroptera, Vespertilionidae.
AUGAAGCUGGCCGUCACCCUCACCCUGGCUCUCUGCUGCCGCCCUGGUCCGGCAUUUGCCUCCCAGGCAGACCCAGCCAGGGGGCUGCCAUCUUGGGAAAGUGUUGCUGAUUCGGCAGAGAGCUGCUUGGACUUCAUCGUGAAAACCUUCUUCGUGAGCCUGCUGUCCAGUCACCAGGUCUCGGUGGAACUUUUCAGCCCUGAUGCAGACAUGAGAGAUGCGGCGAUCAAGAUAAAGGGGCUGGUGGACACCCUCCCCCAGCAGGACAGGGACAGCAUCGGGAGGGCCAUGGUACGCGCUUCCCUGCUGGGUGGUGGGUUCCCCAAGUCCCUCGCUGCAUUUUUUGGACCUUUUCCUCGUCCAGAGAGGAGAGUCACAGUGCAGAUGUCCCGGGGGAGGAGGGCUGGCGGGCAGGCAGUCAUUCCACCUGAGGUCACCAGCCUCCGGGAAAUCAUCAAAGCCCUUAGGGGCCCACCUCCUCCCACGGCCAGGGAACCUCCGAGCUGACAAUGAAAUCUCUGUGUCUCAUCAUCUUGGUCUACCGUCCAGGUCCACGCACUCUUAUACGAUGGGCUGUUUGUUUCUUUGUUUUAGGACAAAAUAAUUAAAAAGCCCACGCUGUGCUUAGGAUUUAGAAGCUGAAGAUCUCCAACCGCUGGGUCUCCGGCUGCUCCCCGGCGCCCCCUUCGCGCCCUCCCACCAGCCGGGCCUGGCUCCCUCCCAUAAAAAAGCACCAGCAUCUCCCCUUUGUGUCCCG